AUGGGUGCGACUCAUUCUCCGACGCAUCCUUGGCAUGUCAGGUGCCUGGUGGCCACUCUGGCCUUUCAAUCGCUCGGUGGGAAGUCCACACAGCCCGGAGUGGUGGUCGUGCCACUCACAAGGCAACGGAGGCACUUACCCGACAGCUGGGGCCGACGGCAAAGCACGGUCGAGUACUUUGCGGAGGUGGCAGUCGGUUCACCAAGCCAGAGCUUUCGCAUGACCUUUGACACUGGGAGUGCCAAUGUUGUGAUCCCGUCGAGUCAUUGUUCAGCACCGAGCUGCCUGCAAAGCAGGCGCUACAAUGCCAGCCAAUCAAGCACAGCAGAGCGCCAGCUGUGCUUGAAAGACAUCGACGCCGCCAACUACACCCGCGAGGCCGUGACGCUGACUUUCGGCACGGGACAAGUCACCGGCCACUACGCGAAGGACCAGGUGUGCGUGGGACAAGACCUCUGCGCAGCCUUGAGCUUUGUGGAGGCCACCAACCAAAGUGAGCAUCCGUUUCGCAAUGCGCCCUAUGAUGGAGUGCUUGGGCUCGGCCUUCCACAGCUUUCCCAGGAUCACGGCUUCUGCCUCUUCGAUGAGUUGGUGAAGAGUCGGAAGCUUGCCCGGCCGGUCUUUGCCGUCUACUUCUCCCUUGAGGGGGGCGAGAUCAGCUUCGGGAAGGUGGAUGCUGAGCGGAUGGAGUCCGAGCUUAAGUGGGCACCCGUCUGGAAGCCUGGAUUCUGGCAGGUGUCCCUCAGAGAUCUGACCCUGAAUGGCUCGAAGACCGAUCUCUGCGGGGCCCCGGGCUCCUACACCGCCUGCGCCGCCGCCCUCGACACCGGGAGCCACAAGUUCACGUUGUUUCGGGACCUCCUCGCUGGCAGCGCCUACCCGCCUCGCCCGGCAGCUGGCGGAACUUCUCAAGGUUGCGCCGGAUUGCAGCAAUUUCGAUGCGCUCCCCACCCUUGGCUUCCUCCUGGAGGAGGUGGAUUUCGAGCUGCAGCUGACCCCGCAGGACUAUGUGGAGCGGGAGGAGGGCGGCUGUGA
Symbiodinium sp. CCMP2592 is the source of this 1035-nucleotide messenger RNA. NCBI's taxonomy places the organism in Eukaryota, Dinophyceae, Suessiales, Symbiodiniaceae. The record is from the annotation of a GenBank genome assembly.